Molecule: messenger RNA, 3296 nt
Organism: Calliphora vicina (urban bluebottle blowfly)
Lineage: Eukaryota; Metazoa; Arthropoda; Insecta; Diptera; Calliphoridae
Product: ras-GEF domain-containing family member 1B
Exons: 5
Coding region: 591-2972 (793 amino acids)
Biological process (GO): positive regulation of GTPase activity; Ras protein signal transduction
Cellular component (GO): plasma membrane
Molecular function (GO): guanyl-nucleotide exchange factor activity
Source: RefSeq, a predicted model, not a curated record
UGCUAAACUAUAGUUUUUAAAUUUAUGCGCAAUUUUUUAUUAUUGCUGAGUUUUCUGUUUGUUUCUUAAUACAAAAAAAGUAAUAUUUUGCGUUUUUUCAAAGUGUGUAACAAAGUAAAUGCUGAUCAGCUAAAAAGUAAAUAGCUUAACUUUGCCAGUGUUUAAGUUUCAUUACAACAAAUAAAUCCAUACAUAUUGUUUGUAAUACAAAAGUGCCAAAUCUUUAAUAAAUAGUUUACGUUUAUUACAAGAAAUAAUAAUAAAAAAAACAAAUAAACCAUAACAAAGGUAGAGUUACUUUGACUACCUUCUCUUUCACCAACAACUUUUUGUAACAAUGACCUUAAAUCGUGUUUUAAGUUUAAAUGCAAUUACAAUUUCAGACACAAAAUAUGUAAAUGUUAAUUAUUAUAAUUAAAGACUACAAAUAGUCGUAUUGUUUACUAGUAGAUGCCAUAAAUAAAGUAUUUCUCUUUUCUUUCGAAAUUCCACACUUAAAAUCACCCAACAACAAGAAGCCAGCCUGAUGUUUUUUCAAUUUUCAUAUUACGUGGACCAACGAUAAGUUGUACUCAAGUAUUUUUUUGCCAAUGUCGAAUAACGGCAUAAAUAGCGCUACAAAUGGGCGCCCUAGUGCCAAUAAUACCCAUGCUACAGCAACAACCACCACCAGCACCAGCUCCUCAGCAGCAACAGCAAUACAAAAGAAUAUUAUCACGCAUACAAAUUCCCAAACAGGCAACAUCACUACUAAUGCAACGAUUAACACCACACUAAACAAUGCUAAGACAUCGUCAAUUAGUUUUAAAAUAGCAGCACUGCCAGACAAACAACAGCCCAAAUCAAAUAACAACGAACAUGUAAAUACAACCGGAACCACAGCCACAGCAACAUCAGCGUCCUUAAGACAACCCAUAGCCAAUGUAAAUAUACAAAAUACAAAACUACAAACUCAUCGACGUGAUAGUUCUAGUGUUAGUGGACACCAUAAUUCCCACACUGGUGGCAUACACUUGCCACAGAGCCUAAAAGAUGCCUCAAAAUAUAGAUACAUUAAACCGCAGACGCUAUAUCGAUACGAUGACAACACCAUCACCAACCAACGCAAAGGUAACGAUGAAGUCGAUAAGGUAGAGAAACGAACUGCUGAGGAUCUUAACCAUGAUCAUUGUUUAGUUUACUAUGAUGAUCAGUUGAUAGCGGGCAGUUUGGAUGCUUUGAUCGAACAUAUGGUACCAACCUCCGACUAUUAUCCGGAGAGAACUUAUACAUUUUCGUUUCUGUUGAGUGUGAGGCUAUUUAUACGACCCCAUGAAUUGCUGGCCAAAAUAUCACAAACAUGGGAACAACAACAGCAGCAGCUGCUGCAGCAGUCUGGUACUGCUCAGGAUCAAGUGGAUGAUGCUGGUCAUUUUACAAAUCUCUGUGCAUCGCAGGGCGCCAUUAACAAUUCGCCCCUACUACAACGCAAGCCGGGACAACUUGCUACGCAAACACAGAAAUCUGCUCAAAAUUGUAUACGCCUGCUGGCGGAAUGGAUAGAAACAUUUCCCUAUGACUUUCGAGAUGAGCGCUUAAUGCAACAAGUGCGCAUUUUAACGCGAAAAUGUGUGUACCUUGAUAAUGCUCUGGGCAAACAAGUGUCGAGGAUAUUGCAGCUAUUGGUACAACGUUUGACAGCUCUGGAAAAAUAUGAAGAAUUCUUGCAAUCUUUACUACAAAAUGAUCUCAAUACAAUCAUACAACCCCACUAUAGCACUUCGGCGUCGGCCUCUUAUUCCUCAUCCUCCUCUUCGACCUCUUCCUCCAAUGCUGCUCACAAUUCGCUAACAAAAUCGGCUGUACAGGCAUUAAAUAGUCAUGAUCAUGCGUCUUCUACACAAAAGAAUCAUUAUCUAAUAAAUGCUCAAUUUUCUCACAAUAUCACAUCAUCUACACCUGCUUCUUAUACAACCUCUUCGAAUACGGGACAUUCGGCCUCGGAUUCUCCUAACAGUCAUGAUGUCUUUGGCAUAAUGGAUCUAUGUCCCAGCUGUGCUCAAUUGGCUCAUCAGCUGACCGCCAUAGAAUUGGAACGUCUCUCGCAUAUCGGGCCGGAGGAAUUUGUGCAAGCUUUUGCCAAGGAAUAUCAAAAUUCUAUGAGUAAGAAUGUUAGUUCAGCUUCCUCGUCUUCAACAACUACUGCGGCGCCAUCUGGUGGAGGUGGCGGUUCAAGUUCAGCUGGCCAACAGCAAAUAAUGCAAACGUCUUUGAAUGAUAUGAAAAAGACUAGAAAUCUGGAAUCGUAUGUGGAGUGGUUUAAUCGUUUGAGUUAUUUGACGGCCUCGGAAAUUGUGAAGUACCCCAAAAAGAAACAACGUGUACGCAUUAUUGAAUAUUGGAUUGAGACCGCCAGAGAAUGUUUUAAUAUUGGCAAUUUUAAUAGUCUUAUGGCAAUAAUAGCUGGUCUAAAUUUAGCCCCCAUUUCAAGACUAAAAAAGACAUGGUCGAAAAUACAAUCAGCCAAAUUUUCUGUCUUAGAACAUCAAAUGGAUCCCACUUCCAAUUUCAAUAGUUAUCGUUCCACCUUAAAAGCAGCCAUGUGGCGUUCCGAGGGCGCCACCGAAGAACGUGAACGCAUAAUCAUUCCAUUUUUUAGUUUAUUUGUUAAGGAUUUGUAUUUUCUCAAUGAGGGAUGUUCAAAUAGAUUACCCAACAAUCAUAUCAACUUCGAAAAAUGCUCCCAACUGGCCAAACAAGUUAUGGAAUUUAACGAAUGGAAAAAGGUAACAUGUCCCUUUGAAAAACUACCGAAUGUCAUUGCCUAUUUGCAAAAUAGUCCGGUCUUAAAUGAAAACACCCUAUCGAUGGCUUCGUUUGAAUGUGAACCCCCCGAAAAUACCGAAGAAAAAGAUCGCUAUAAAACGGUUAAAGCCGAAACUAAACAACAACUGUUACAACAACUGCAGGAACAACAGUCGCAGCAACAUUAAUCCACAAGGUAAAACAAAGUGAAGAAGUUUUGUUUGCUUUAUUAUUUACGUUUUAAAGAGACAGAGAGACAGACAUACACGAAAAGUUUUGAAAACUUUAUAUGAUUUAACAAUUAAACUACACUCAAACAAGCUUGCCAUGAUUUUUUUUUACAUUAAUCGAACACAACAAAAAACACAACUUUUUUUAAGAUAUUAAAAAAAAGCAGCAAGAAGAAAAGUAACAACCAACAACUAUUUUUUUAAAUAUUAAGAAAUUAAUUUGUUUUUCUAAGCCAACAAACAAUAACUUUAAAAGUUAUUGUAAGAUAUUUUAAAUAUAGU